UCGAAGCUUGUACGCUUCGUCCAUUGUUAAUCAGCACAUUUAUAACAGUUACAAAGUAGAAAAAUCUGUGCGGAAGGGGACAAGAAUCAAAUAAUUUCUCUACAUUUUAGGGUUUUCUUCUACUCCAAUGGCGACUCACAGUUUUUCAUUACUUUCAAUCCAGUCUUUAACUUCCAAUUCUAGCAACAAACAAAGUGAGAAUACUAAUACUUUUUUAACCCAUAAGUAUUGUAAAGCUCUAGCUACUACUUUUACUGGAGGAAAGCUCUUGAUUCGGCCGCAGAAUUUGAACAAUUUUACUCUCAAACGUCAUCGUUCUACAGUAGCAACGGUUGCCUUCAGCCUCCCUAUCACGAGACCAGAGAGUUCUGAGAAACAGCCCAAAUGGUCGUCAAGAGCAAUACAGGCAUUUGUAAUGGCUGAAUUAGAAGCAAGGAAGCUCAAGUACCCAAAUACUGGCACUGAAGCUCUUUUAAUGGGCAUCUUGGUUGAAGGGACCAGUUUGGCUGCCAAGUUUUUGAGAGCAAACGGUGUAACCUUUUUCAAGGUGAGUGAAGAAACACUGAAGUUGCUUGGAAGAUCCGACAUGUAUUAUUUCAGUCCAGAGCAUCCUCCCCUUACUAAACCAGCUCAAAAGGCUCUUGACUGGGCAGUCAAUGAGAAAUUGAAAUCAGGUGAAGAUGGGGAAAUAACCGUCACACAUAUUGCUCUUGGUAUUUGGUCAGUAAAGGAAUCAGCUGGGCAUAUAAUAAUGUCUACACUUGGUUUUGAUGACGAGAAGGCUAAAGAGCUGGCCAAAUUUAUGGACAAGGACAUUGAGUUGACCUAUAAAUAACUAGUAUUGGAAGCACAAGCAUUAUUUGAUGCAUCCUUCCAUCACAAUCUUCAGCUAGUUUCUCCUGCAGAAGAGCUUAGUAACAAAUGUUCAUGGCCUUGUAAGCAAUUUUCCCCCAUACACAAUUACCAUUUAUUUUAACCCGUUUUCGGUAGACGACAUUUUGUUAUCUAAACGGCUGGGAAAUUAACGCCAUCAAUUUCAAUGUUUUAGUAUUCCCCAAAAA
This is a messenger RNA of Solanum verrucosum, 1061 nucleotides long. Its product is annotated as ATP-dependent Clp protease ATP-binding subunit CLPT1, chloroplastic-like. The coding region runs from base 128 to 835 and encodes 235 amino acids. NCBI's taxonomy places the organism in Eukaryota, Viridiplantae, Streptophyta, Magnoliopsida, Solanales, Solanaceae. The record is from RefSeq and is a predicted model, not a curated record. The transcript is spliced from 6 exons.